This is a messenger RNA of Scleropages formosus (Asian bonytongue), 2557 nucleotides long. RefSeq names its product STEAP family member 1B-like. The coding region runs from base 209 to 1246 and encodes 345 amino acids. Gene Ontology annotation, cellular component: plasma membrane; endosome. NCBI's taxonomy places the organism in Eukaryota, Metazoa, Chordata, Actinopteri, Osteoglossiformes, Osteoglossidae. The record is from RefSeq and is a predicted model, not a curated record. The transcript has 6 exons.
CAAGUGCCAAAAACUGUAAAAUAAUCGUGAUUGCCGUCGGCGGCCGGUUCUCUUCCAAGGAAGGUUUUCUUUCUUUCUUUUUUUUUUAUAACCGCUUUAAUCCGCGUGGGAUUGCGGUCCGUGUCCUUGGGAGCCGCUCGGAUGAUCGGACAGUAUUACACCAUUUGUUACAGGAGUCUGUUUUGCAAGCUGUCCCACUUGGCUGCACAUGGAUUUAGACCCAGAGGAUGUGCCACAGGUGACGGAGGGCCACGGUGGCGCCGAGCGGUACGAACUGUCCAAGACCAGUCCAGAGGUCCAGCCGUCCACACCCACCCUGGCCCCCGAAGAACACGAACCAGCCGUGUCACGCGGGGGCAUGCAGCGCCCCCUGGCCCUGGAGACCUUUGAGUUCCCUCCCAGUGUCCAGCUGGAAACGAUGCCCCUCUUCCCGCAGUGGCGCCUGCCCCUGAAACUCGUUGCUGCCCUGCUGGCCGUCACCUUCCUGUACACCCUGCUGCGAGACGUGGUGCAGCCCGGCAUCUCCGGAAGCUGGAGGGACCUGUACAAGAUGCCCGUCCUGGUGGUGAACAAGGCGCUGCCCUGGACCUCCAUCACCCUGCUGGCUCUGGUCUACCUGCCUGGACAGGUGGCGGCUGUGCUUCAGCUGCACCGAGGUACGAAGUACAGCCGCUUUCCGGCCUGGCUUGAGCGGUGGCUCUGUAUGCGGAAGCAACUUGGCCUACUCUCCUUCCUGCUGAGCGCCCUGCAUGCCUUCUACAGCGUCUGCUACCCAAUGAGGCGCUCCUACAGAUACAAGCUGCUCAACUGGGCCUAUCAGCAGGUGCAACAGAACAGAUCGGACGCCUGGGUGGAGGAUGACGUUUGGCGCAUGGAGAUCUACAUCUCACUGGGUAUCCUGGGUUUGGCUGCCCUCGCCAUGGUGGCCGUCUCCUCCGUACCUUCGGUCAGCAGCGCCCUUUCCUGGCGGGAGUUUCAGUGCAUCCAGAGGAGUCUGGGAUACGGCGCCUUGCUGCUCUGCACCGCCCACGCACUCGUCUAUGGCUGGAGGAAGUGGGCGGAGCCCAGGAGCUACGUGUGGUACACUCCACCCUCCUUCAUUCUGGCUUCCGCCCUCCCCGCGGUGGUGCUGCUGGGAAAGGCCACCCUGCUCCUGCCGUGCCUGAAUCGGAAGCUGGCACGGAUCCAGCGAGGCUGGGAAUUGACUUGCACGUCCUCACGCCUGCACAAGCGGGGAGGGGUCUAGAAGAAAUAAAACAAAAAACAUCCCUCCAGGUGUUCGGAACAAAUGUUUUUUUACCCCAUUAUUCAUACUUUGAUGCUGGGUUGAAAUAUUGAUCACUGUGGGAAUUUGAAGUGAGGUUUAACCUGUGAAAGUUUUCCACCUACAGGACAGCAAAGUGAAGCAUCAUUAAUGCUGCGGAGAUCACAGUAUGGUGCAUGUGCAGUAAAGUACUCCCGCAGCAUGGUAUCCCUACAGUUGUAUGGUACACCCGGAGCUAUUAUGAUCCUGGAGUACAGUCUUUUACCUCCUGAUAAGGUAAAUCUGGGUAUCCUCUGGCUCUUCCACCCCAAACUCACUUUUACCCAUACGCCACAGUCAGUAAAAGUUUAGUACACUGAUGUCAUUCAGUUUAUUUGCAGAUUGAGGUCUGUAACAGUUUCAGAUAUAGCGAUAAAAAAAUGACUUUUAACAUUCUUUUUGCACAGUUAAGACCAGUUUGAUCGAUUUGAAGAGCUUGCUGUUGAAGAUCUGUUUUUUCUAAUAUAAUAAAUAAAUAAAUAAAUAAACACUGUUUUUAAUUUAAAAUGGCACUAAAUGAAAACGUGGUGACCGUAAAAUCUGAUUUUAUGCCGACUGCUGUCUGAUUCGGCCCACGAUGAGCUGCACUCAGGAACACCAGACGUGAGGUGUAAACGCUGUGGAAGUGAGUUGAAUAAGGUGGUCCCACACUCUUCUUUGCGCUCACUUUACUGCUUUCUAUUGGCUGGAGAGCUAAACAGGCCUCGUUUGCACCACUGAAGGCAGAAACUGUAAUAAAUAAAUAAAUAAAAAAAUAAAUAAAUACAGAAUAAUUGAAUAAAAUGCCACCAAAAUUAAUAAUAAAUUACAGUUUAAGGUGGGAAGUAAACCUUGGCCCUUUGAGUGGUGAGGAGGAAGCAUGAACCUCUGUGUCACCUGCUGGCCCAUUUUCCAUCAGAAAAUUCAGCUCUGAAUGAGUAAGAGGGUGGCCGGAAAACAUGGUAAAUUCGGUGAAAUGUGUACUUUCUACAGUGUUUCGUGCAGCAGCCUGUUUGUUUUAGAGGAAUCCAGCCCCAUUGAACUGAGAAGGUGCUUUUUUAUCUGGCUGGAGUCCAUAUAUGGUGCAAUGGGGUACAUGGUUGGGGUGGGGAUAUACCACGGUACCGUGCCGUUAAAUGGAUCCCUCUCAGUCCAGAGAUGAAAAGGCCUUUUUGUUUUGGAUGAAUGAUCCAUUUAAUUUUUCAUUUGUAGACAAAUGAAUCGGCUACGAGUCAGGAAUACUGACACCCCCCACCCCAUAAGCAUGUUUUGUUA